GUUAUUGACCUCGUAAGUUGAAUCAAGCAAAAGCAAAAACGUUGCGGUCUCUCGUCCAUUUACCGCGUGGGGUCGGGAUGUCCAGUGRCCUGACUGACCCRAUAACUCCAACAUUAUCAYGAGAUCCGCUCCCCGUUACCGGGAGACGGAGCAACAUGACGGCACAUCACGAAAAGACAACGUCGCACGUCACAUCGAUUUUAAACUAUAUAAACUCAUACGGACAGAAGGCCAGAUCUUCAUGUUCAAGUCAACGCAGUAAAAUUUCUUCACUCAUCUYCAAAAAUUGUCACGCASUCCAAAUUGAUGCGAUGACAUCACCAAAACCGAUCACCGUUCUUCGUUGCAAUUUGUACAGCAGGUGCUCACAACURUAGUCUAAGAAGAUAAGAAGGGUUUGGAUACAGUGCCGAUCGAAAUACUGGAAAACUCUCUGAGAUACGAAAUUGGAUCAGCUGGGAGACUAUGGAAAUUUUUAUUGCCGUKCUUGCGCUUACUGCGUUGUCUCUGUCGGACGGAUUUCACAUUUCUUCGUCAACGCGGUCGACCGGGAGCAACGUCGGGAGUUUUCCCCGAUCAUUACAAGAACACAACACAAUAAAGAAGCGACAAAACGGAGUUCGACUCUAUGUUGGUGGAAACGAUGACGAAUUGAACAAGGGCGCGGGAAUGGAAGAUGCCUUUCGAGAACUCGAGGCCCUUCAAUCCCUGGGAGAUGAAGACRAUCCGGAGCGACCCACGAGCAAACCGAAAGAAAAGGACGCGGCGUUUGCAAAAGCGAUCGAUGAAUUGAACCUGAAGGACAUCCUUUCGCAGGYCGAUGCCGAGUCGUCGGKGGAAUCCCCCUCUCCCCAAUCCGAGGUCGAACUCUAUAAGGACAUGGCAUCGGAACUCGACGUGGCGGACUCCCAGGAAGACCUGAUCGCCGCCGACUUUAAGACCGACCUGGAGAUGGCGGAUAGCAGCGAUGACGAAGGGUUGCCAACCAUCGACACGGAAAAAUUUAUGGACAAGGCUAUCAAGGAGGCCAUCCAAGAAGCGAAGCAACAAAACCAAAACGUUGACAUAGCAGACGCCAAAGAAUCAUUCUUGGACAACCAAGAAAUCAUGUCGGAGAUCGAGAAGAUUUUUGACAAGGCCAACGAKGACUUGUUGAAGGAACUAGACGAAAUUCGCGCGGAACAGGUAGGUUUUGAMUUGUGAUUGGAAUGAUCUCUCGAAAUCUCCCUAAUGCAACACUUUUGAACCCGGCCAGUCCCCGUCGACUGGGUGACGACGAACAAGAAGUUUUUUUAUCGAUCCCUUGCGGCCUGCUUUGCAGAAUGCGUUCGGGAUGCAUUCUAGUCUAAUCUUUAGGGUCUUUACCUCAUACUGAAUGCAAUUCUUGUUGCUGUAUUCAAACGAACGUUUUUCUAUUAGGCAUCGCUUGCCAAGGAACAGGCCGAACGGAAUUCCAAAGCAAGUCUCGAAAAGACCGAAGAAUACAAACAGCGGAUGGAGGUUGCCCAGGGAAACAUGAAAAAAAUGCUGGAAARAGUCAAUGCGGAAACCAAGAACGUGGAAGAUGCCAUCGAGGACCUGAAACGCGCACAGGCUGAGUCCGAGGGGGGAAUCGAUAGCCAACUCGUUGAUUUGAAGAGCGGUGGGUUGGUCAAGCAGGCCGCUUUGACGGGAGCACUCCUGUUUACGUUUCGAGGUGGAGUGGAAACGAUUGCAUUCCUCGGUGGUGAUCCAUCCCAUGCCCUGCCGGCACUGAUCCAGGGUGCUAUCGCUAUUGCUUGCAUCGUGGGUUUUGUUUUCCUCUAGCUACGGCGGCAUCUGCCCAGCGGUUGAUAUUGAUCGGAAACAAGUAAUAAAAAGCGCAACAGUCAAUAUAUAGGUCAGAACGUG
Pseudo-nitzschia multistriata is the source of this 1890-nucleotide messenger RNA. NCBI's taxonomy places the organism in Eukaryota, Bacillariophyta, Bacillariophyceae, Bacillariales, Bacillariaceae. The record is from the annotation of a GenBank genome assembly.